UAGCGGAGUGCUGAGCACGGCUCUCGCAACUCAAGAUGGCGGAUGAGAGUGAGACAGCAGUGAAACCGCCGGCACCUCCGCGGCCGCAGGUGAUGGAAGGGAAUGGAAACGGCCACGAGCACUGCAGCGAUUGCGAGAACGAGGAGGACAACAACUACAACCGGGGUGGCUUGAGUCCAGCUAAUGACACUGGAGCCAAAAAGAAGAAGAAGAAACAAAAGAAGAAGAAAGAGAAAGGCAAUGAGACAGAUUCCCCGCAGGAUCAGCCUGUGAAGAUGAACUCUUUGCCAGCAGAGAGGAUUCAAGAAAUACAGAAGGCUAUUGAGCUGUUCUCAGUGGGUCAGGGACCUGCCAAAACCAUGGAGGAGGCCAGCAAGCGAAGCUACCAGUUCUGGGAUACACAGCCAGUCCCCAAGCUGGGUGAAGUGGUGAACACCCAUGGUCCCGUGGAACCUGACAAGGACAACAUCCGCCAGGAACCUUAUACCCUACCGCAGGGCUUCAUCUGGGAUGCUUUGGACCUGGGAGACCGUGGUGUGCUGAAAGAACUCUACACCCUUCUGAAUGAGAACUAUGUGGAAGAUGAUGACAACAUGUUCCGAUUUGAUUACUCUCCAGAGUUUCUUUUGUGGGCUCUCCGGCCACCUGGUUGGCUUCCUCAGUGGCACUGCGGGGUUCGAGUGGUCUCAAGUCGGAAGCUAGUUGGGUUCAUUAGUGCCAUCCCAGCAAACAUCCACAUCUAUGACACAGAGAAGAAGAUGGUAGAGAUCAACUUCCUGUGUGUCCACAAGAAGCUUCGCUCCAAGAGGGUGGCGCCAGUCCUGAUCCGAGAGAUUACCCGGCGGGUCCACCUAGAGGGCAUUUUCCAAGCUGUUUACACUGCCGGAGUGGUAUUGCCAAAACCUGUUGGCACGUGCAGGUACUGGCAUCGGUCUCUAAACCCACGGAAGCUAAUUGAAGUGAAGUUCUCUCACCUGAGCAGAAAUAUGACCAUGCAGCGCACCAUGAAGCUCUACCGACUGCCAGAGACUCCUAAGACAGCUGGGCUGCGACCAAUGGAAAAAAAGGACAUUCCAGUAGUGCACCAGCUGCUCACCAGGUACUUGAAGCAGUUUCACCUCACGCCUGUCAUGAACCAGGAGGAGGUAGAACACUGGUUCUACCCCCAGGAGAAUAUCAUUGACACUUUUGUGGUGGAGAGUGCAAAUGGUGAGGUGACAGAUUUUCUGAGCUUUUAUACACUUCCCUCCACCAUCAUGAAUCAUCCAACCCACAAGAGUCUAAAAGCUGCUUACUCCUUUUACAAUGUUCACACCCAGACCCCUCUUCUAGACCUCAUGAGUGACGCCCUUGUUCUCGCCAAGAUGAAAGGGUUUGAUGUGUUCAAUGCACUGGAUCUCAUGGAGAACAAAACGUUCCUGGAGAAGCUCAAGUUUGGCAUUGGUGAUGGCAACUUGCAGUAUUACCUGUACAAUUGGAAGUGCCCCAGCAUGGGAGCUGAAAAGGUUGGGCUGGUGUUACAGUAACCAGUUGCCAGUGAGAUUCUGGAUAAAGCCACAGAGAAUUCAACCAGGAAAUGGAACCCCACCACUUGUUGGUCCAACUUUCACAAAUGUGGGAAUCCCUGGCAAAGAGAACAGAAUUGAACCGGCUUUACCAAACCGCCAGCAAACUGGACAAUUGUAUUGCAGUGGUAUUGGCUGUGUGAUGUCACCUCUGGCUGUGUCUCUGGUCUCCGUGUUUUCAGUUAAUCACAUCCUCGUGCAGCCAUGAUCAAGGGACUGAAACUGCUGAAAACUAGCUCAUGAUUGGCAUAUUAUGGAGUUAACGGGUGAAUAAUAAAGUAUAUAUAUAUAUUAUAUAUAUAAAUAUAAAUAUUUUAAAUAUCUUUCAUGUUCCAAAUGUACAAGGAUGUUUGGUCUCUAAUGAAAAACUAUACCCAGUCAUUCCUCAAAAUUAGAAUGCAAGGAUGGUGGCAGGCAGACAUGUAUCGGCACAGCUCAUUGUUUCCUGCUGAAGCAGGCAUUGGCUUUUCUCAGGGGAGCAGGAGAAAGAGAAUCUGGGGAAGCUCAUGCAGUUUCCCUUCAACAUUGGCGACCAGCCGGCUAGCUUUGAGUCAGGAGGGAAGGCGGAUGGACUGCCAGUUCGGGAGAGCACGCCGAUCUCCAGGAUGGCAGAUGAAACUCCUGGAUGAGGCUGCUCUGAGAAAGGGGCCAGAGCACUUCUGCAUUCUAAGACUAAGCGGUGGGGACAAUCGUGGAAGCAAAUUUCAUUAAUCAAGCCCCUCUUCCAUCUCCUGGUACUUCUCCCAUAAGAAAGCAUCCUGCCCAGUGAUUUUAAAGGCUUUUGAGCCAGCUGUUGCCAACCUUACAGAUAGGUAUGUGCCCCCUGUGCGAUUUUGCCUUUCCACUACCUGGGAUGACUGGCCAUUUGAAGGGGACUUUCAACCUCCUUGUAGCAUCUGGGACCUUGUGGAGACCACAUCAGUGCAAGCCCUGCUUAACUCAGAAAGAACAGAGUCAGCACCCUUGGGUGGCUGGACAGGCAUAGUGUGGGCCAGAACCCAGGCCUUCAGCCUCACCGCAGCCUCUGCUUGUGCCUUCAGCCCAUCAGCCGUCUCCUGCUCCUCGGUCUCCUCCAGGACGUGCAGCUGCAGUGGCGGCAAGAACAGUAACGAGGCAGAGCUGGACUUGGCAACACAACCAUUGUCUGAGUCUUAUUGCUGAUGCUGAUUUGUGGAUUUUUGUGGUGGUGGUGAUGGUUAUUGGCUGCCAGUUUCUCCAGAAGUACACAAGCCUCUGGUCACAUGGUUGCCCACGUGGGCAUUCCUCAGUGGUGUUCAGCCAAGUGGCCUGGGAGCACUGGGUUAUGAAUUGUCAGCAAGCCACGUUCAACUUCCUCCUAACUCUUGCUCUAAGAGAAAGCCUCAGGUGGACAGCAUGAUAUGUGGUGGUGAUUUCCUUGGUGUUUGACCUCUUGGCUUUCUGGAGGGAAAGAAGCCUUAGCCUGAAGCCAGGCUCAGCCUGGUCCCAUGAAAGGAAGCUGCUGUACAGGUGAGCAGGCAUUUGAUUCAGUCCGUAGGUUCUGGUGUGGUUUGCCAGGAGCUCAUUUCUGCAAUCUCCAAAGCUGAAAGAAAUUAUGUGCUUGAGAGGGAGGCUGUGUCACUUGAGCAUGUUGCCUGCUCUCUGCAGACUGCUGCUGCUGCUGGAAAAGAAGCCCAGUCUGCUUGAUUCUCACCAGAGGCCUCUAGGGACCUUCUUUCUCCCUAGUGUCCUGUGCUGCAAAUUGCAAGCACCAGCAAGUGGCUGACUUGUGACUCCAAGAUACUCAGACCAAAGAAGCUGCUGUUCUUGGUCAGAUGUGCACCGAGUUCAGCAGAGGAAGAUCAGAGAGGCUCCCUUCACAGCCUCAGUCAUCAGACACAGUGCCCCACAUGCCAGAGUGGGUUCACCCUGCCAGAUCUCUAGGACAUCAGAGAAAGUACUGAAGCCUUUCUUAUUUUGGGCUGAACUUGGAAUGUGGAAAGGUUCCUGCCAUAGUCUUCAUCAGUUCUGGGCCAGAUCCCAGCUCAAAUUGCCUCUGAGACUUGGAAUAUGCAAAUCUCUGGAGUGAGCUUGGAUUUCAUUGAUCCUCAUCAUGGAAUGGAACAGUGAGCCCCAGCUGACUUCUCUGGAAGAAACAGGUCUCUGGCAAAGGUCCCAGCAUCCCAUUCCCCAAAACCAGGUGGUCUGCUCCUCUGAUUCUGUUUCCUCAUGAUGGGGCCUUGCCCAGGUCUGCAGGAGUUGGCUCCGAGGUUGCUUUCUGUCUUGUUUUUACCCAUACUGUCCCUGUGUUAUUCACUGACUCCUGGGAUUUGUGGCCAGAGAGCACCAUCCCAGAGUCCUGGCAGUAUGACAGCACCAUGAACCCUGAGGCCUCUAAGCAAAGCCACCCAAGGCAACCCCUCUGGAAAGCCUCUCUAGGCAUGGUCCCCCACCCUCUGUCAACCAGUUUUCUGGCUGCCAGGUUCCAAAGUUGACCUGUUCAUCUGCCUUUGGGUUGACUCUCCAUCUGACCAUGGACUCCAGUCUAUAGCGAGGGAGCUUGGUAGAAAGGCUUAACUCUGGAUUGAGGCCUACAUAGGGCUGAUUUUCCUCACACGUGCCUGUGUCUGAAGAUGCUGAUGUCUAAAAGUUAACUCACACCAAGCUACUCUAACAUUCAUUUUUUUAUGAAAAAUUUCAGGCUUUGCCUGCAACUCCCUUUUAACUGCCAUUUGCCCUCCCUUAAGUUGCUGGCUCUCUGAAGGCCAGAGGCAGGUGCCCCUGUGGUCUUGAAUUCUUUCUUCAAAGAUGACCAGCAUCAAACCAACCUAAGGACCUAAAGGCCUUGAAAAGUUUCAUUGGGCUGUCUAUGGUUCAGGAGAGAUUCUGUGGUCAGGGAAAGGGGCAGGAGUUUUCUCCUGUAUGUAGCCUGGUCUGCCUGACCCAGAACCCGGAGACGACCUAAGACCUCUCAGGUUUGCUCUGCUGCAGGCGGCAGCCCUGGAGACAGUCUGCACCUGGGAGUCUGUUCAGGACAAUUUUAUUCAGUGAAACUGACAGGCAGGCGCUGUGUCUGGGGGUGGGGGAGGGCAAGCUUCACCUUUUUGUCUCGGCUUUUCUUUGGGCUGUAGUGGGGGCAUUCAUUGCCAGGGUGGGGGAAGAAAUACCAAAUGCAUAUUGUUCCACUCAGUACAUCUCACUUGUUUCUAAUAAAGGAAGCAGCUGAACAGACAAA
Jaculus jaculus (lesser Egyptian jerboa) is the source of this 4758-nucleotide messenger RNA. It is a transcript of the gene Nmt1, whose product is annotated as N-myristoyltransferase 1. Gene Ontology annotation, biological process: N-terminal peptidyl-glycine N-myristoylation. Gene Ontology annotation, molecular function: glycylpeptide N-tetradecanoyltransferase activity. Gene Ontology annotation, cellular component: cytoplasm. Lineage: Eukaryota; Metazoa; Chordata; Mammalia; Rodentia; Dipodidae. The record is from RefSeq and is a predicted model, not a curated record. The coding region runs from base 36 to 1526 and encodes 496 amino acids. The transcript has 12 exons.